AUGACAAAUCAUACAGCACCUAAUGCUCACACUGGAUCCUGUGGAUACCGAACCAAUCUCACCACAUCCCCGACCGACCUCUCCAACGGCAUCGGCCAGAAACAUCACACCCACCCGGCUUUCAGAUACCAAGUCAACACAUCAAUGGAUUCCCACCUUCAUACAUCCGGUAACCUACUCACCGCCAACGGCUUGCUCCUGCACUCCUAUUGGCCUCUCACCAACUCCACCUACUGGUUGCUCGGCCAUGACGACCAAAUGCACAACCAUCCACUCAAGGGCAGGGCGACCAACAUUGAAGUAAUCGGUGGAGGAUACGGGACCCCGUCAGAAGCUAGCGGUCCAGUGUCUGAAUUGAUCGUCGGGGCGCAGACUAUGGCUUCUUUGGGUUUGUCGGAUCCAAGGACGGUGGGGCAAGCAACUCCCCCCUCGGGCAACUUGACUCCGGCGGCCCCAGGUCGAAUCAAUCCGUUCUUAGCCUCCGCCGGAGCGGAGACGCGUUUGAAAUCUUCUUCAACCCGGAAGCAGAACCGCACCCGCGCCAAAAUUGAUGCUGACAAAGCGGUCACUGCAGCUAAGAAGGCCGAGAGGAUCCAAAAGGCAGCUCAGAAGCAGGAGGCUCAAAGACAGAGGCUCUCCGCGAAGGAGGCCCGUGCGGCCUUGAAGGUAUCGGAUGCGGGGACGCCAACCCCUAGGUUUGUGUGGUCCAAGGAGGCCUUGUUAGAAAUCUUACGUUAUGUUAAGGAGAUCAAGGAGGAACACGACGACCUGAUCGAGCGGACCCCUGGUUUCAUAGCUUGGACACCCUACUUCCUCAAAUGCAAGGCCGACCGGGGUGACUACCCUCUCCUGAUCGGAAUUGCGAACGAUGUCAUCCUUCGGCGAUAUCGAGCGUUGAUGAACAUGUGGAAGGUUGUUUUUGACAAGCUGUCUCAUUCGGGAAGCGGGGGACUAUAUAAAGUUUUAGCCAAGGAACACCUAUCCGAGACGAUUUGGGAUUUCAUCAAUGCAAUGCACGGGGACAACGCGGCGGCUAAUGCACAUGGGCAUGCUGAACUGGACGAUGACCUUGGGGCCCUCUUGUGUGAGGAUGGCCGUGGAGAAGGCCGGGAGGCUCGGACGGGGGCCAAGGCGGAGUCGUCCCAGGGGGCGAACGACGAUGGGGGGAGGCCCCGUACCGGAGUUCUCGCUUUUCGAUGGUAUCCCCAGGGCGCCGGCCUGCCCACUGACCUCAACACAACCCGAUCCCACGCCAAUUCAGGCGCCACCUGCACCUGA
Messenger RNA from Puccinia graminis f. sp. tritici CRL 75-36-700-3, 1278 nucleotides. RefSeq lists its product as uncharacterized. The transcript has 4 exons. The record is from RefSeq and is a predicted model, not a curated record. Bases 1 to 1278 code for a protein of 425 amino acids. Lineage: Eukaryota; Fungi; Basidiomycota; Pucciniomycetes; Pucciniales; Pucciniaceae.